AUGGCACCCCCGAUCUCGUGCUCGACGUCUGCAUCCAUACCUCGCCAUCCACUCUCCUUGCUCUCCUUAGUUUGUCUCUGGAACACUCAUUAUGCAAUUCACCAUUCCAUCAAGUCGUGCAGGAGUAACAGCACCAUUCGUCUUAUCAAGAACCAUGUCGUCUCUUACCUCUGGACAGGGUUCUUACGGGAGCAAAAUGGAACUAUCGGCUCAUCGAUGCUCUUGAGGGAGAUGGCACGCACAAAUCUGGCUUUCGUCAAAACAGCUGCGCCAAAUGAUCAACAUGCUAAAGAGAACCUGAAACGCGAAUGCGAGAACUACCUCCUUAUCGCAUUGGGCGCGUGCUUCCGGAAGAUGUGUGACGCGAUCGGCGAUCCCACGAAUAUCAGCAACAGUGAUGGUGGCGGCAUAUCGUAUGCCGCUUUCGAAUGGCUGGAGACCACACUGGCUGACGUGGAACACCGGCCUGGCAAGCUAUUUCAGUCCGGUUCUCGUUGCUCAGCCCAACCAUACGCCAUGCGCGCCCCUGAACUCUGGCAAGGCCAGCCCUGCACCCAACCCUCGCAGGUUUGGGCACUCGCCGCAAUGUUGCUCUGCUGGAUGAAGCCCGGGAUUUUGGGUACCGGGGGCUGUCCAACACCCAUGAUUCGUGAGUCAUGGUGCAUCGCGAAACUCAUGCGGCUCUUUCCUAGUUGGACCGUUCCGCCUCUUGAUAAUGAUGUCCGCCAAUGCGAAUUUUCAAUCUUGCCAAAGCUCUCAUCGACGAUCCUCCACCAGCGCUGGAACAGAUUUCUGUUCUGGAGGAUGAGUUGCGAAAUUGUGCAUAUGCCGAUAGAGUUGAUGAACCUGCUUCAUUUCAUGUUGAUUGUCAACCCGGAUGAAAGGCCAUCUGCUAUCCAUGUGUUGGCAUCGAACGAGUUUCUGGCUCUGGAGAAAGCCGUUCAAAAUGAUAUCGCACACACUAUCCUUGCUCCUCCGACAUCACUUCUAAGCCUACUCCGCCUUGAGUACUAUAACUCGAUAUCGCGAAACAGGGGCCUAAUUGGUUCUCUGUUCGCAGGAAUCAGCAUUGCAAUCACACAAAAGGAUGCGGGAUGUCUGCUCAACGGUCUGCUUGGUUUCAUCCUCCUGAACGUGUCCGCCCUUAACCUUGGAGCCACCAGCAUCUUUCUCCCUGCACAGAGUAGUGGGCGUUUAGGGUCACCGUCACUCCCAUGA
Messenger RNA from Paracoccidioides brasiliensis Pb18, 1218 nucleotides. RefSeq lists its product as uncharacterized. The transcript is spliced from 4 exons. Bases 1 to 1218 code for a protein of 405 amino acids. The record is from RefSeq and is a predicted model, not a curated record.